Molecule: messenger RNA, 6272 nt
Organism: Cylas formicarius (sweet potato weevil)
Lineage: Eukaryota; Metazoa; Arthropoda; Insecta; Coleoptera; Brentidae
Gene: ssh
Product: protein phosphatase Slingshot
Exons: 9
Coding region: 568-3909 (1113 amino acids)
Biological process (GO): protein dephosphorylation; negative regulation of actin filament polymerization; actin cytoskeleton organization
Cellular component (GO): cytoplasm
Molecular function (GO): protein tyrosine/serine/threonine phosphatase activity; actin binding
Source: RefSeq, a predicted model, not a curated record
AAUAAGAUUUUACAUUGUUCGCGUCGAACGUUGAUCGGCCCGCGAUUUUUAAAGCAGUUGCGAGCCAGUCGUUCGUCUCGAUCCCACGACAUGUUCGUCGUUUCGAACGUGUCGAUUCGAACCCUUUAAAUUUUGCAUUUGCGUUUCUACGAAUAAAUAAAUUAACAUUAUCGCGUUUUGUUUGCGUAUCGGCGGGUUUGGUUUCGUCGGUUUUGCUGCCGCAACAUCAGAUUCUUUGGCGUGACGCCGAUAUCGGUUGAUCCCGCCGAGUUCCGUUUUACGUGUUUAUAUAUUUUUAAUCGUUACGCGUUUGCCUCGAGUGCUCGUCUGUCGGUUGCAGUGUGUGUGUUUGUGUGAAGUCGUUCUUUCGUUCCCCGUUUUUGGAUUUAGCGGUUCACGAUUCCAAAUUACUUCAUCGUCUCACCGGAGUUUGCCGUCAAUGUCGGCAGCCUCAGCGAAUGCUACUUCGCCGGCAAGGGCACGGCCCUUGUACUGCCCGACGCCGACGCCAGCAUCCAACACGCUGGGUGUUCGGCUUUGGCAUCGAACGGCCAACAGAGCGCUGCCAUGGGGGGCUGUUCGAUGUCGGGCAGCAGCAGCGCGAUACAGAAACAUUUACAAUCUAUGUUCUACCUGCUGAGACCGGAAGAGACGCUCAAAAUGGCUGUUAAAUUAGAAAGCGUCCAUCCUACGAGGACGCGGUACCUAGUGGUCGUCUCCAGAAUGGGCGGACGGGGCGAAGAGUGCUGUUUACUGGGCAUUGAUUGCAAUGAGAGGACUACGGUGGGGUUGGUGCUUCGGGUAUUAGCCAACACAACUAUAACGUUGGACGGAGACGGGGGUUUCAGUGUCAGCGUCUGUGAUCGUCAUCACAUUUUCAAGCCAGUUUCGGUGCAGGCCAUGUGGUCGGCUCUUCAAACUUUGCACAAGGUCAGCGCGAAAGCACGGGAAGAGAACUACUUCCAAGGCGGCAUGACUCACGGUUGGGUGGAUUACUACGAAGAGCGUAUUGAGUCGGAGAGGUCAUGUUUAAAUGAGUGGCACGCUAUGGACAAUCUGGAGUCGCGUAGACCACCGUCACCCGAUUCGGUGCGGACCAAACCGACGGAAAGGGAGGAGACCGAAAAGGUAAUCCGAUCUACCCUUAAAGAAAUUAUGAUGUCAGUCGACCUGGACGAAGUCACUUCUAAGGUGAUCAGGUCGCGGCUCGAAGAGGAGCUCGAUAUGGAUUUGGGUGAAUACAAGAGUUUCAUCGAUCAAGAGAUGCUGGUAAUAUUGGGCCAAAUGGACGCUCCGACAGAAAUUUUCGAGCACGUGUACUUGGGCUCCGAAUGGAAUGCCAGUAAUUACGAAGAACUGCAGAGAAACGGUGUUGGUCAUAUCCUGAAUGUAACAAGAGAGAUAGAUAACUUUUUCCCCGGCACGUUCGACUAUCUAAACGUACGAGUUUACGACGACGAGAAAACCGACUUGCUGAAGCACUGGGACGACACCUUUAAGUACAUCACGAAAGCAAGAAACGAGGGUUCAAAGGUACUGGUCCAUUGCAAAAUGGGAGUCAGUCGAUCGGCUAGUGUAGUGAUCGCAUAUGCCAUGAAAGCCUACAAUUGGGACUUCCAAAAAGCUUUGCUACACGUCAAAAAGAAACGCUCAUGUAUCAAGCCGAAUAACAACUUUUUGAAUCAGCUUGAGACAUACCAAGGUAUAUUAGAUGCAAUGAAAAAUAAGGAAAAACUUCAGAGAUCCAAGUCUGAAACUAACCUCAAAUCGCCCACUAACAGUAACAAAACGGAAAAGAUUCCGCCAGGUAGCGAACCGACGCCCGUGGUUCAAGCUCUGUCCAAGUCCUAUGACUUGCAAUCUACCCUAUCUGGUCAAGACCUACGACAAAUGGGUGCGCGGCCGAAAUCCUGGUCUCCAGACAGCCUCGAAACGCGAGAACUACGGGAGGGAAUCAAAUCGUCUCCAGGAUUUUUAUCGUUGGAAGAUCUCAGCCAGAAAUCGGCAUCAAAGGAGAGCGUGCAAGAGAGCAAACUGUCGUUGGCCCGUCACGUGUUGAUACCCUGUGAUAACGGAGAAUCGUAUAGCGUGUCUCCGAAUAAAAUCGUUCACUUGCCUGGCCACGAUUCGACGGAUAAAAAGGAGUCACUAUCCAGAAAAGACGAGAGCAAGUUCGUUUCCGGCGUUGGGUCGCGGUUCGGCGAAACGAACGAGCAUAGUUCCUGUAAUUUUAGUUCAAAGACUGGGAAGUCGGAGACGACGUGGGACCCCGGGGAGGUCGAGGACAGCUGUCGGGACAGUCCAGUCAGUGCCGUCUGUGAUCAAAUAACUAAUUUAGUGAACGAGAGCGCUCCGCCGGUGUGGACAUCUUCGACCGUGAUCAAGACUCAAAGUGCUGUGUCCUGUUUAAGUAAUUUUAGUGCUAGUGGUAAUAGUGGUAGUAACUUUGUUCCUGAAUCUCAAUCUACUCGUAUUAAGAACGCUCAAAGUGAUCCGUUUUCGAAUCAAUUGGACCGGGUGUUUGAUAGAGAGGAGAAAAGGCAGCAGAGGCUGUCGGGGGUGGCGGCACCCCCGGCGGCCGACACUCAAACUUCAGGCGACGGGCAUCUAAGGGAGUGCCCAUCGCGCCAGAGUUCGUGGAGCUCGUACGACAGUGCCGUUGCGCUCGGUUUUCCGGAAACGGCGGAAUUGUCGAGGCACAGCUCGUGGGGUUCCGGCGACACCCGGAUGUUACCGAGUAGAAAUAGUUCGUGGGGAUCGUACGAUAUCCGGCCGAGGGGAUCUGUUUACUAUAAUAAUGAGAAAGGCGAAAAGAUUCUACACAGCACGUCGGAUCUCGAACACAGUUCAAGCGGCAUAUUUCCUUACGACAGGGAGGAGAUUCCCUGGCAUCCGGGCACCGUUAAACGCACCAAACAGCGAUUGGAAAACGCGCCCGCACGGCAGCUCAGUAAUGGUGACAGCUCAUCGAACAGCACGCUGUCUUUGGUAAAAACGCCCAGCUCGGAAACGCUACUUUUCAACUUUGCCGAAGCGGUGAACGACGCCGUUAUCGACAGAGCGAAAACGACCGAAGAAAAGUCGAGUGCCAUAUCGGAAAGUAUUGACAUUCCUGUAGACGAUCGAAGUGGUUCUUUGUCGCCUUCCGUGUCGCGGUUGUCUAUCAGCGCCCCCGAACAGUCGUCGAUGGGGUUCGUCUCGCAGGAGUGUUCGCUUUCGCGAUCCGCUUCCAAUGUUUCCCCCGCCAACGGCUCGAUCGUUAAACAGCACAAGAAGUUCUUGGAGGACUUUCACAAGGACGCGCAGGCGUCCAACAAGAGGUCGGAUGACUCGGAGAGCGGGGCUUCCGGCUCGUUGGGUAAAGUUAAAAAUUUAAAAAAAGAGUUCGAGGCGAAAUUGAUAUCCUGUGCUAAUUGCCCGGAACAAAGCGUUGCCGAAACGUCGGAAAACGGACUCAAAGUGACGACGAGCAAGACUCGGGUGAGCAGUUUGCCAUCUUCGCCAGUUUGCGCGCACCACGCCAAAGAGCAACCGAAAAAAUCCAACGACGAUAUGAAUUUCAAGGUGCUGCGGAGCGUGUUCGAGAGCAAGAAAGAGGAGAACCAGGUGAAACUCCGCCAGAAGCUCGGUAAAUCGAACGCCGCAAAAACCCGCAACACUUCCCGUUAUUCUUGCUUCGAGGUAUCGGUGGACAAAACUCCUCGGAUUAUUCAGACCCCACUGAUUUCCAACCUAAGUAAAUCGGAUACGGAAUACAAAAGGCCGCCGGUGGCACCGUCCGUUAAAAGUAUCACGGCGACGGUGAUCGCUAAGGCGGCCAAAAAGCAGCAGCAGUACGGAAAGAGUCACCCUCUGGCUAAGUUGAACGUUAAGCCGCGGCACAACAAUCCCGUGUACAACACUAUGUAAAGCUCAAUUAUUGAGGAAAGAAGAAGCAUCACAAAUUUGAUUUUAUUCGUGUUUUCAGGAACCAAUUAAAAUUUGAACGUAUAAGGAAUAAAUUCGAUAUAAGCUAUAAAUUGGUUUUGACAUGGUUAAAUGAUCGCUUGGCGCGGGAAAAGUUGUUUGUAGAGCGCGGGAGAGCUUUUGUUUCCAUCUUGCAAUGUCGUCAUCUGACUGUUGACAUAUGACAUUAAUUAAAUGUUUGUGUUUAUUGGGUCGAAAUACUAGAGUUUGAGGAGAAAAUGAACAGUCUGUCAUGACUACUGUCACGAUCCUUAAUGAUUUUCUGAGUUAGAUGAGGCGUUUCACUGCAGAAAAAUUUAUGACAAAGAAACAAAUAAAGCUGUCAUGUAAUUUAUUGAGAAGUUUCUAACCUGAUUGCAACAGAUCUGAAGAUGCUGGCAAAAAGUUAAGAAUAGGCUACUGUUAAGAAUAAAGAUUCAGGUGUGAAACUGAAAACAUUUGGCUAUUGUGUCGGAAGACAAAUAAUUAGGAAAAAAAAGAACCCAACAAAAAAAACUAAUUUUAACAAAUUUAAAAGGCUUAACCAACACGUUAAUCAAGAUUCUUAAAUAUACACUAAAUAGGUAUAAUUUUCUGGAAAACCCCAACAGGAAUUUAAAUUUUUUAAUUGUCAAGAAAAAGCUCAAUUUUUGAAUUUAGCGAUCAUGUGAAAUCUCGUCAAAAUGAAUUUUUAGGGACAAUAUGGUUUAUUCCGCAUUCAAUUGAUGUUGUAGUGUUAAGAGAAUAGAAGAAUUUCUUUAAAAUGUUAAAUUUUCGAAUUUUACGAUUUCAGUUUUACAAAUGAAAUAUAAAUGUAUAACCAUUGAUCGUUCCAACAAACGCUUUGCCUCGUCGAUAUUUGUUUACUUUGUUUAAUAUAAAAAAAUUGUUAUAGCUAUAGACAUAUUUUUAUUUUCUUUUAUUUGGAAUACGCAAUUCUAUUGAGUUUUUUUACUUUUUAGGUAAUGCUCAACAUACAAAAGAAAAUGGCUGUGACCGCACUAAUUUUUUUUUUGUUACGUAAAGUUAAAGAAAUAGUUUUAGAUAUUCAUUCUAUGAAAACAUUGACAGAGGAAAAAAUCCAUGGCAUACAGAAAUUAGCUCUAUGGUCAGUCAAAAAUAAAUAUGCAUAUUUAAAAAGCGUGUCUCUUAAAUAAACCAGGAGCCAAUGAUAGCAGGAAAUUAAACUGGCACAACCUUUAAAACAAUAACAAUAAUCAAAUACAAAUUAAAGACGUAGCGAAUGUCUCUCUAAUUUCUUUUUGUAUAUAUCUAAAAGGCAAGAUGUAACUGGUUUUUACGCAAAAAUAGUGCAAAUUAUCCGUUAAGAAGAAUAUCCCGCUUUCUGUUUGUACAUACUUUGCGGACUGUAUUUUUUGACUUGUUAAAAAAUCUGUCUGAAAUACUGUCGAGAGUCAUAUAAUUAAAUAAUUGUAUAAAAUAAAAACAUGGAGGUAUUGGUUGUUAUUUAAAAUAAUCUUGUCUUUUUAGAAUUCAGUUACUUGUUCUAAAUUAUCUUGUUUUAGGUAGAACACUCCACAUUAAUUUCAACAUUAUUUUAACGCCUUUGAUGAUUUUACUCUGAGAGUUGUACUAUUGAAGAAGGCGAUGUUCAGGACAAAUAAAUAUGUGCAAAAAAAUAAUAAAAUACAUACAUCAUCAUACAGUGUGUUUUUCAGCAUAAGCAAUGUCAGUGACGUGUUUGAAAUCUACGAUUUUUAUUUCUUAUAGAAAAUAAUUGGUAUUUGUUCUGAAGAAGGUAAUAAGUUUUAUGAAACGUCUGAAAUUUAAGGCAUCGAUUAAAAUCCCUGUAAUAAGCUGAAAGGAGGAGGCUGGUAAGUUGAGGGUAAAACGAUACUAGUGCUCUAUUUAAAAUGAGGCUUAAACGAGGUUGGAAUAACUUAUUACCAUUAUAGAGGCAGUGCAAGUAUUUUCACUAGGAUCUCUGUACACUUCAUUAUUGUAUUUCUUGCACAAAAAGGGAAGCUUACAUUUUUAUCAAAUUUCGACUGAAUACUUUUUAACCGACAAUAAAAACGACUCAACUUACUUUCUAAAACUUCGGUAUGUUCUCAAAUAUUUUACAGGCAUCGUAAAACUUUGAGCAAUGUAAAAUAUCACCAAUUGUUUACUUAGAUUAAGUCCUACGUUUAAAAAAAAAGAAUUGCUGUCGUUUUUUUUUUUGCUUUCGUGUAUUUGUGUGAUAGUAACUUUUUUUAAUUUGUACUAUAGGUGUAAAUUAUAAUUACGAUGUACCGCUUUAUAUAAAUGAAGAAAAGAAAACUGUUUACAUACACUUGAAAUUAAAGAACAUUAUUGUUUGGAAA